Armigeres subalbatus is the source of this 570-nucleotide messenger RNA. RefSeq names its product FLYWCH-type zinc finger-containing protein 1. Bases 1 to 570 code for a protein of 189 amino acids. The transcript has 4 exons. Lineage: Eukaryota; Metazoa; Arthropoda; Insecta; Diptera; Culicidae. The record is from RefSeq and is a predicted model, not a curated record.
AUGGCGGCUGAUGAGAGAAGUAACAAGUGGGAUGUGAAAAAAAGAAUGAAAAAUAGCUACCCCGAAAUCAAAUAUGUCAUGAGCGAACGGGGAACUCCACAGCUGACGAUCGAUGGAUUUCGGUUCACGAGAAAACGAAGGAGUAAAACAACGAUCCAGUGGGUGUGCAUCCAAAACAAGUGCUUCAAAUGCACGGCCCGAGCUACCACCAACUCCAAGGGAAUGGUAGAACAACUGAGCAAUAACCACAAUCACACGCCGCAGCUGCGGCGUCACUACCUCCAAUCGGGACCGUCGGUUGUCCACUAUCACGUGUCGAAGCGGGGAUCGUUCCAGCUGGAAAUCGACGGCUACCGGUUCACGAGGAUGAAAAUUCUCCAGAGCACCAUCCACUGGAUCUGUCUGCAGACGAAGGCACUGCACUGUAAGGCCCGUGCCGUCACCAACAAUGACCCGGAGGGUACCAUCCGGCGGUGCUACAACUUUCACAACCAUCCGCCCACGAUGCGGCGCCGGCAGCACGGCGAUCUGCAACGGAUCCGGGAGGACCGGAUGAAUGAUCGACGAUGA